AUGAGUGGGAUUGGCUUUGCUUUGCAACUUGAGCAGGUUAAACUUGGGGUGGGGUGGGGUGGUGAGGCGGUCCGUGGGGUGCUCCCCGAGCUGAGCAGCGAGGAAGACGACUACAUGAGACGGGUAUCACUGGCUGUACUGCAGGAGGCCCGAGGUAGCAACGUCUUCUUCGCUGACCUGGACUUUCUUCACGCGGCACUCGUGCAGCAGCUUCUCCCCGCUGCUCCGGAGCUCAACCACUUUGCAGCUCAUGUCCACCACCACCAGCUCGGGGGGCGCCACCAAGAGCCUGGACUUGUUCACUACGACAGGCAGGCUCCCAGAAACAGCCGUACUGCUGUCGUAUUGCCACAGAUUUUGAGACGGGCAACGGAAAUGGUGGGCGCCCGCCACGACGGCAAUAAGGACGUGGUGGCGGGCGUGUGGGGCCGUGUGGAUGUGGGGACAUUCGUGGAGGCGUGUCGGCAGGUCAUGGCCGGUCUGCGUCCCGACGAGGAGCAGUACAUAGCGGCCCUGGCUUCGGAGCAGGUACCCUCCGGCAGUCCGUACAUCCGCGACCUGCCCUUCCUGGACAAGUGCCUGCAGCAGGGCAGGACACCCACCUCGAUCAAGGGUCCGGAUCUACUGCCCGCCAUCUUCCUGAACACCACCACCAGCGGGCAGCUGGACGGCGGCUCACUGCGGCACACGGGGGGUCGCAUCUUCUGA
This is a messenger RNA of Volvox carteri f. nagariensis, 708 nucleotides long. RefSeq lists its product as uncharacterized. The transcript has 8 exons. The coding region runs from base 1 to 708 and encodes 235 amino acids. The record is from RefSeq and is a predicted model, not a curated record. Lineage: Eukaryota; Viridiplantae; Chlorophyta; Chlorophyceae; Chlamydomonadales; Volvocaceae.